CUCGUGUGGUAUCCGAGUGAGAGCAAGGGUGUCGAGAUCUCGCGGGGUGCGGCCGACGAUGGUGAAGGCCCCUAACAUGGGACCAUCCGCCGGCCCCCAAGGGAAUAGAAAGACCCAUCCGGGGCCCGAGAUCGCGAUAAACCCGAGGAACCUGCAGAUAGGGAACACUGGACCAACCCCAGGCAUCCGAACAGAUGGGAAUCCCUACGGCAAGACAGGCACCGUAUACCAUCCCCAGGUGGACGUCUCGACCCAGGUGGACGUGCACGGCAGUUUCGGCGCAUCCGGCGGCAAUAUUAGCAUCGAUUGGGAUCGCAGGGCGACGCCGCUCUACUCCCGCGAGGACAUAAAAGAGCAGUACUGCAUAACCAGCCGGCAAUUGGACGCCGUCGAGAAAUCGGAGGGUGGGUUUUUCGGUUGCCUGUCCACGAAAGGCCCGUCCCCGUGCAGCUCAGCCCGUACCUCGAUCCUCUCCGCGUGCGUGAGAAGCGUCCCCAGCGACGAGAACCUCUGCGACGCACCCUAUCCCCAGCGAGCCUACCAGAUCAUGUACCGUCAGCCUCAUCCGAGCUAUCCGAGGGGCCUCUACCGUUACGACUUCGAGGAUGAAGCGGACUGGAUCAAGAGUUCCUACUUCCGGCGACGACCCAGAUCUUUCUGCACCGUGCCCGACCCGAAGAGGUACACGUGGGUUCCAGAGGAUGAGGAAUCAACGAAAUUGGAAGGUCCUCGACCUGUGUUGCCGCCCGCGCCUCCGCCGCCCUCGGCUCAAGCCCCGAAAACGAAGCACGUGAGCUUCGCGAGAUCGCAUACGCUCACGUCGUUUGAUGUUCCAAGGAGCCGGAGCCCUCCGAGACCGCAGAACCAGGAACGGCUGAUAGAUUCCCAGCCAACGAUGCAGAAUACGAUGCUACCUCCGACCUUACCCUUAAUGCACCCUUACGCCGCCAGUGAGCCACGUGUUCUUGUUCUUGAGAAGCCACCGAAACGCGGUGCAAUGAAGACUCAGGCGACCCAGACGGAGAUUCCAGCCGUGUUCCGGGGUCGAGUCCCAGUCAGGCUCAGUCCAAGGACGAUACAUCGCGUGAAAAUGGUCUCGCAGGGCGCCCAAACGAACGGUUUCUUCAACGGACGAAAAUUGACGAAGAGUUACUCGGAGGCCGGCCAAUUGGGCACCCCGCUGGGCGGCGGUCAAACCGGAACACAGGGAAAAGAAGAAACCGAGCACGAGCCUCUUCACAGAACGCAAAGCGAAGAACCGCCUAGGUCCCCAUUUCUUGUUGAUACACCGCCUCUUCAGACCACCAGUACCAUCGAUGGACCAGAGGAGAUUCUGACUAAUGGGGAUGUCCCGGAACAUAUAAAAAACAUACCUGAGGAUCAACGAAGGUCUGUCGACUUAGACGACAAGGAGAUCCUCAUAGACUUUAAGCCAGCGCCCGUGUCGCCGGACGCCCGAGCCCUGCUGAAUCGAAUGUCUCAGUCGACUAGGAGGUUCCUGCCGUUGCAGAAGACCUUCUCCGACGGUGAAAUUCGCAUCGAGAGGCGCGAGAUAGCCGGUGACGUCGGUGAACAUUGUUAUCCUCACACGUGCAGAAGGAAUCAUCAGGACCCCUGGGGCAGGACCGUUAGAGCACCCGUCCAAUUCUCCUCGACGCCAGAGGACCUGUCCUUGCUCAGGGUCGCUUCGCCCCACGACGAUCAUCCCGAAGAGGAGUUUCACGAGAAUCUCAUCCGACGUGGACUUUUCCGGAAGAGGAGCGUGUCGUUGGAGGACGGCGUGCAGGGUUUAACGUCGGACGACUUUAUGCUGCCGAGAUCACUUCCUAUGUCCCCCACGUCGCCGACCGCAGUAUCAACGUCAAGAAGGAUUUUACAGUGUCCUGGUGAUUAUACUAUAUCACCGACGAGACUAUUGCACCAAACAGGACCAGUCUGCCCAAUAGUAUUCAGUCCUGGUUCCGGGAUCACCGGCAUGAUCACAUCUCCAUUCGCUUCGAGCGAUUCCUUAACGAACGACAUCACGAGAGACCACAGCGAUGGAAUUUGGAACGAGUCUCAAGCGACGGUCCUCCAGGCUGACUCGUUAGCCCUUUUAACACCGUCCUCGAGGAGGAGGCAUCUCCUACUUCUACAGCACCAACAGCGAUCCUCUAUGGACACCGAGGCGUUGGAUAUCGAAGAAAUAAUGGAAUCGCAUCCAUCGAGUCCACGGAUACGUCUCGAGCCGGCGACGCCCAUCCAGCCAUUAACACCAAGGCAAUUGCUUCUCAGCGUCGAAGCGAUCGCGCCGGGCAACGGUAGACCGAGGGGCGUAUUUCGUCGUUCCAGUCCUGGUCCGCCGUUGUCGCAGCCGCAGUCGCAAUCCUCGAGCGAGUUCGGGUUGAGCCUCGCGCGAACGGACUCGGGCGGUCGUACGAACACCGACCUGUCCGAGACGUCCGAGGACUACGUCACUGCCAACACCUCUACCGAGACUGGGACCACUACCGGCACCUCCGCGACGACCAGUUCCUGGUCGAGGCCCCCGCAGACGUCGAGCGCCGCGGCGUCCGCCUCGGCGACUGCCACCGCCGCGGAGGGAAGUUCCUUCGAGAGCGCGAGCUCGAUCUACAGCUUGGCUCGCAGCGAGGCUGUCAUUGAAGAGCCAUGCAGCCCCCCGCCGAUACUGGAGGAAACGGAAAUUCCGUUCGGAUUGGAGGUGCCUCCGUCACCGGCGAGGUCCAGCAGCAGCAGCAGUUCGGGCAGUUACGACCUGAAAGAUGCAAUGACAGAUUUAGGUCAGGAGCUCGAGCAGAGUGCACCUCUGAGCAGACACACCUCAGAAACGGAACUCGAUCGUGACGAAGGUCACCGUUCUUCUUCCGGCGGUUAUGCCGAGUCACCUCCAGACCAGCGCACCUGGAGCGAAGAGGAGCGUCGCAGGCGACGCAAAAACUUCACUCUUGAGUUUCCGGGAGGUACACCGGAUACUGAACGCGGCACAGAGCAUUACACGGACAUCGUUGAAGUCAGUCCAACACCGAGUCACCGUCACAAAUCGAAGGUGAAGUUGACGAGCGCGAAGAGCCCGCACCGAAACAACAGAAAACGCGAAACGGUUCAGUUGAGUCAAACGCAGCAACAGCAACAGCAACAGCUACCUCGAAGUCCCCAGAAAGAGGACUGGCGAGUGGAACCGGUCGAGGAUAAUGGACAUGUGCCGACGUCCGAUGAUUCCAGCUGCAGUCAUCAUUACCAUAUGCAUCAUCACCAUCACCAUCAUAUGCAUCGAGACAACGCUGAAGGGGGAAGACACAGAAGAACUAGGGAGAGUCCUCGAAAGAAGACCAGCGGUUAUGUUUCCGCUAGAAGGAGGAGUAAUGAGGACAAGAACGCAGCCAUAACAGGCAGCCUACCACGAAGAAGAUCACGCGCAGCGGACGACAUAAUGUGUUCGAGGCUGAGUCCAGGCCGUUAUCAACGAAGUCCAGGGCAUAACGGACAACGGGCAAUGAUUGUCGAAGCGCAGAGCCCAGAAGCGAGAUUAAAGGCCCUUUCAGUGGAGUCUUUGAGGUCCGUCAGUCCAGGAAGCGACAGUGUCUUUUACAGCGAGGGCGCGGACCAAUGCCUCACUGUCAGCGCUCUCGACGCCCCUCAAUGUCACCAUUGCGGCAGAGAGGUCUCGGAAGAGAUCGUUCGACCGCCGGCAGGUUUCGCGGACUCGCCGGAAGGGCACAGAGCCGUCUCGAAGCACGUGUCCGGCCACAGGCUCUACAAGAAGUUCGACAAAAGGUACCGGUCCGAGGAUCGAGGCGACAGAAGGCAUCGACGCAGCAGCGCGGGCAGAUCGGACGUUCGAGCAAAGUCGGAGGAACGGGCCGCAACCAGACACGGAAGUAGAGGAUCCAUCGACGAGACCGCCAUGGGUAGGAAGAGGCUUCACGCCAGGAGCACAGACGUCAGUUUGGAGAUUCUUACAGGUCGUGAAGACGAGGACAGCUAUGUGGAGCCGUACACGAGCAGUGAAUGGAUUUACAUCAGUGACCUCGAGGAGAACCAUGUGUGGAGAAGGCCGGACAGCAGGGACGGCGACGACGAGAUCCCGGAAAGUAUCGCGAAAGAAAGGAGAAAUUCUCAGGAAUCGACUGAAAGCGAGACAAACUUUCGGAAGAAGUAUCUGACGGCGACGCACAGGAUGUUACAUCGAAAAAUUAGCGGGGAGAUGUACAAAAGGAUACAAACGAAGAGUUUCGAGAGCGACAAGAGGGUUGUAGUGAGACGCGAUGCUGGCGGUGAGUUCGGUAUCCGUAUUCACGGCUCGCGGCCGGUGGUGGUAUCCGCCAUCGAGCCCGACACACCGGCGGAGGGCUCCGGCCUCGAAGUCGGCGACAUUAUAAUGUCGGUGAACGGGGAGAGUGUCAUGGACGCGACGCAUUCGGAAGUCGUGAGGCUCGCGCACUCCGACACCGAUGUCCUUGAACUCGAAGUCGCGAGAACCUGCAACGUGCUGGCACCGCGACUGACCAGGCCAGGGAUAAAGGAGGGCGCCGACGAGAUGCCGCUGUGUUCCGGUUACCUUUGGAGGAAAUCCGCGUCGUCCUCGAACACGGACAAGUGGGUACGACGGUGGUUCGCUCUGCGUCGUGACAAUUGCCUCUACUAUUACAAGACUGACGCGGAUUCACAGCCAGUGGGGGCUGUAAUGCUGAUAAAGUACGACGUGGAGCAAACGCCUGAACUGAGGUUACAUAGUUUCGCGAUAAAGAAGCAGGGCGCGCCGACGCUUCGGCUGGCGGCGGACACCGAAGAGGCAGCGACAAGAUGGACGACCGUCAUUAAGGAGGCCAUAGAAAGAAAUGACCAGGUCGACACCUGGCUUGAAGCGUCACUGAGGAUGCGCGAAAUGGCGGCGUGUGCGAUUCAAAGACCAGAUUGUUUCGGAUACCUGAGCAAGCAGCAAGAACACGCAAGGAAAACGUCUUCGCCGACCGGUUGGUCCAGACGAUACUGUGUGCUGAAAGACGCCGCGUUGUAUUUCUACGACGACGCGAACGCCGAGAAAGCGUUCGGGGUAGCCUGUCUUCACGGGUUCCGGGUCCACGGCAGCGCUCCGACUUCCGGCGGCAGAAAACACGCGUUCGAACUGCAAUCGCCGGAUCCUACGCAGAGGAGCUACAUCUUUGCUACAGAAUCCGAAAUGGAUAAGAAACGAUGGCUCGCAGCCCUCGAAUAUUCGAUCGAUCGGUGGAUAAAGAUUGGUUGACACAGGCCGAUUCACCGCACAAGGAAGCAAAGAAGUCGAAGCAGCGAAGAUCCUUUGCGGUGUCCUUCGCCCCAUCCCGUAUCCGGUUCCUAACGAACAUUGUCGCAAAUCACAAAUUCGCCAGCCAUCGUCAUCGUCGUCUCGAUUGUCGUUCGUAAAUUCAUCGCGUGGAUCAUGUCGCAUAUAUUCGUGAAAUUUACGAUUCUUCAAACCACUCGACACUAUUACUAACAUCA
Dufourea novaeangliae is the source of this 5481-nucleotide messenger RNA. RefSeq lists its product as uncharacterized. Gene Ontology annotation, molecular function: protein binding. The transcript is spliced from 17 exons. Bases 59 to 5245 code for a protein of 1728 amino acids. Lineage: Eukaryota; Metazoa; Arthropoda; Insecta; Hymenoptera; Halictidae. The record is from RefSeq and is a predicted model, not a curated record.